Molecule: messenger RNA, 903 nt
Organism: Penicillium oxalicum
Lineage: Eukaryota; Fungi; Ascomycota; Eurotiomycetes; Eurotiales; Aspergillaceae
Product: phosphoribosylaminoimidazolesuccinocarboxamide synthase
Exons: 3
Coding region: 1-903 (300 amino acids)
Biological process (GO): 'de novo' IMP biosynthetic process
Cellular component (GO): cytoplasm
Molecular function (GO): phosphoribosylaminoimidazolesuccinocarboxamide synthase activity
Source: RefSeq, a predicted model, not a curated record
AUGUCGGAAGCCAUCACAAAACUUGACCUGCAGGGCGCUCUGCCCCUUGUUGCCAGCGGCAAGGUGCGCGAUCUGUAUCAGGUUGACGACAAGACCCUACUCUUCGUUGCUAGUGAUCGCAUCUCCGCGUACGAUGUGAUUAUGGAGAAUGGAGUUCCUAACAAGGGAGUCUUGCUCACGCUUUGCACAAAGACCUGGUUUGAGAUCUUGACAAAGGCUAUUCCUUCUUUGCGCACCCAUUUUAUCACUCUCGACCUUCCCCCUCAGAUCCCCGAGUCGCUUCGUCCCAAGCUCCAAAACCGCAGCAUGCAGGUGCGCAAGCUGCGUAUUCUUCCUAUUGAAGCCAUUGUUCGUGGGUACAUCACUGGUUCUGCCUGGAAAGAGUACCAGAAAUCUGGCACCGUGCAUGGCAUCAAGGUGGCGCCGGGUUUGCAGGAGAGCGAGGCGUUCCCCGAUGGACCCAUCUACACCCCAAGCACCAAGGCUGAGCUGGGAGAGCACGAUGAGAACAUCCAUCCUGAUCAAGCCACGGCCAUUGUCGGUGAGCCCUACGCCUCUACCAUUGCCUCGUUGGCUGUGCAGCUGUACAAAGCAGCUCACGCCUACGCACUGGAGCGAGGUGUCAUUAUCGCCGACACCAAGUUUGAAUUUGGAGUGGACGAGGAAACCAACGAGGUUGUGCUGGCGGAUGAGGUUUUGACCCCCGACUCCUCGCGCUUCUGGCCAAAGGACUCGUACAAGAUUGGCCAGGGUCAAGCAAGCUUCGACAAGCAAUACCUGCGUGACUGGCUUGUCUCGGAGGGCUUGAAGGGCAAAGAAGGUGUUCGGAUGAGCGACGAAGUGGUUCAGAAGACAGCCGAGAAGUAUAAAGAGGCAUGGGAGAAAAUCACUGGCAGUCAAUAG